AUGGCUGGACGACAGAGAAGAGUUUCUAUCAGAUCGGUUAACGUGACUGUCGAAAUGGCGUAAGUGAUUUGAAGUAGAUGUUACUAAACUUCAAACUGCCGUGGUUUGUACUUAAACUGCCUUAUGAAGGUGAAACAAUCUUAGGCCACGGCCUAAUUUGAGCCUUCUGGCGACGAUCUUUCGCAGGAAAAGGAAACGUCGUAGUAUUUUCAAUCACAUCCAGGUAGUUCAGACUCAAACCACGGUAGUUUGGUGUAGACUAUAGAAUACUAGGGACUUUAAGAUUUACGUUCACGGCAAUCUUCAAAUCGCAUGCGAAAGUAAGGCCCACAAUUUCGAUAGCUGAAAGUAGCUAAAUCAUGCGCAAGUUCCCCUAUAAACUUCGAACAGCUAACAGUUGACCUCAAAUAACGAUUUGCUGUUUGCGGUCAGGCGUACUGGACCAGCACGUAUUUAAACUAGUAAUAAGGAGCUUAAGAUGCACCAAAUCUGCGACGCGGACUAAAAAACAGCCGGUAAUAAUUGGAGACUAGUUUUACUUUGUUUUUCUCGUGUUCCUGGCUUUGUUUACCAACAACAAUCCAUAGUUUUUACCCGUGAAGUGAAACUGUGAUGAUAGUGGCAGUUUCUUGUCACGUUCGCGUCGUAGAUUUGGUGUAUCUUAAGCUCCCUAAUGUUUAAGUAAUGCCUAACCUAAGCAUGAUAUUUUGGUCUUGGAACUUAGAACGCCCUACCAUUCGCACAAUAAAGUCGUUUUCAUUCGGUUGUAACUGUCGUGACAAACUCGUGAAAUAGUUUAGAUCUGUUUGUUUUUACUGAAAAUUUAAUAGUAAAUACAUUGGGACAUCAAAACUGCGCACCCGAGAUCUCGGCUGCGCAUUGCAAACUUUCCAGACUGGCAAGUCAGUCUUUAGUGACUGUAAACUGAUAUAUCGAGACUUGAUUACAUCAGCCAAUUUGAUAUAUUCUCGACAGUUACGACGAAAUGGGAACCAGGCGUUGGUGUGUAGUCAAACAAUGGACUUAAGACCACAAGUACUCGUUUUCGCGAAGCUUAGCACGUUAAAUCGGACGAAUGGUGGGCGUGAGAAUGGAGGGUACGAACCGGAGAGAAUCGCGCCCACGCCUGGCGUGAUCUUUUGUGCGUAGUUUGCGCAUUUCCAUCCGUAUGGGGAAUUUGCAUCAUUCACGCAUAGAACUGUAUUGCGCGCAUAAAUAUUUAUGUGCCGCAAGUUCACAACGCCAGCAGUAUGACAAAGCUAGCAAAAUUGCGCACUUCUAAAUUUUUGCUAAUUUACAUAAUACGCGUCCAAGAUGACAAAUUUACAUAAUAUGCAUGACUUGUUGAUUUGAACACAUUGCGUGUUUACACGAUCGGAUGUAAUCGUGACGGUAGUGUUUUGUGUUGUAUUGUGUGUCAUGCGAUUCAAUCAAUGUGUCUUUCCUGUUUGGGAUAAGGGGUUUUAUUUUUUUCGUACUGCAAGCUUUCCUGUUUGGGGAUUGCCUAUUAUAUAUUAUACACACCUGUCAUGCCGCCUAGUUGAACCACAGCCUGCCAAAGCAGUCUAAGCAAGCAAAGGUCAUAGAUAAGGAAUGAUAGUUAUUAAAAGUAUCAACCAAACUAAGCUAUAUUUACAUUGAUUGCAAGUUUUCUUUUGGCACCGUGCCGCAAAACAAAUUAAUUUCACCGAAGGAAGCGAGUUUAGAAAACGCACGCACUGAACUGAUUUUAAAUUUGAUAAGUAACAGAUGCAAAAUACAUCCUUGUUUCACCUGAAUUAGAUGUGCUAUAUACAUCUAAGACAUAUAUAGCACGGCAAAAUAGACUCGGCUAACUCAUUAAAGGACUUAAAGGUCACAGCGCGUUUUUCUACUCCUCACCCGAAACAAGUAGCAGCUCUCUACGAGCGCCUGUACAUCUUAUUACAAGUGUCCCAAUCGGUGGAGAUUUUUCCAACAAACGAUUGGGUUUAUGUACUUCAGUAAUGCAUAUUUUUGGUGAAAAUUUUUAUCUUGAACAUUUAUGAACACUGGGGAAAAAAUGUGAAAUCCAUACUAUGAGAUUUGCAAUUGCACCACUAAAUCCAUAGUAUAUCCAUACUAUUUCGAUACUAUAUUCAUAGUGUAGAAAUAUACAAUUAUUAUGGAUAACCAAAAUUCCAUUCUAUUUCCAAUAAAGGUCCAUACAAUCUCCAAUCUAUGGAUUUUAAUUAAAUUGUUUUUCCAGUGGAACACUGAUCUAAAAUAGUCUUAAUCUCAUCCCCUACUUAUUUUUGGCGAUGUAAGUGUUCGUGUGCGUGAUUGGAAUAUUUGAAAUGCGUCAGAGCAAUUGUUUUUCCAUGCUGUCGCUAUUAAUAUCAUCACAAGACCUACAAUUGUUUAUUUACGCUAGGAUUAUAAUAUAUUUGUAUUUUCUUAGAAUGCGAGAUAUCUCGGCUUAUUGAGAUUUGAUGAGAUGUAUAUUAUUGCAUAUUAUGAGCGAUAUUGUCAUGUUUGUCGACGUUGUAGCGUGCGUCUUUUGCGUCAGAACGCGUGUUGAAGAAGCAUUAAACUUCUUAUGCUGAUUGAAGGAUCAUGCUGCGCUUUAAAUGAUAUUCUCCAUUGCACGGUUCGACUUGUUUUGUCGCAGAGAUACUGAGAUAAUCUUAUCUAUUUCUCCUUAAAUAGCGCUCGCCAAGUAAUCAUUUACUUGUGGUUAGUUUUACUUGAACUUGUGGUAAAAUCUUGAUAUUUACGCGCAACAAAAUUAGUCUUUGAAGAAUAUAGGUCAACUUUACACUAAUGGAUUUCAAUCUUAUGCCCCAAAGUACUUUGGUAUUUUGGGUUUUUACAUCUCACAAGAGGGCUGUCGCAUUCUCACAGCGUAUAAGACACCCUUAUAUGUACUGCGACCAAUACGCAUUCGACAUAAUUGGAGAGAUAUCAUUACUGUCAUGAUUUGUCUUAAAUAUUGUAGAAAAUUAAAUAAAACUUGACAGGCUCAAGUGUAUUCUUACGAUAUGAACAUUUGAAUCUGAUAAGGAAUGCAUAUAUCACUAAUAUCAGACAAGUCAAUCAAAGGCCUUACGCAUCUCUCUACUUGAGGGCAGACCACUUGGGGAGCGUCAGUCACCUAUUAGUAGAAAUUUAAUACUACAGAAAUUCACAAUGUGCUUGGACGCUUGCAUGUGCUUGGCUAGCAUGUGCUUUGACCGACGAUUUGUCGUUGGACGAUUUGUCGUUAUACAAGUAGUAUUUUUUCCCCAAGAGAAUAUAUUCGCACAAUGAAAUACGGGGUUUUUAAUCUACUAGGGGAGUUCGGGGCAAUUUUUAGAAUUUAAACCCAUAAAUCCAACUGAAACAGUCUUCAUUCUCAAUCUUCCACAUUGUCGGCCUUUCAAUGCUGUUAUAAUUUUCCUGACUAUCAGCCUAAGUUGCCUAGAAAUUUACAUGAAAUUUAAUACUCAAGAACGAUAUUGGAACGAAUAUAUAGGCCCUGUGUGCUUGAGAGUCUAAACAUAUGGACUUUGAUUAUUUAGACUUUGAUCUGAUAAGGCAUGCAGCACAGAACCUUUGAUCUAAUAAGGUAUGCAGCACAUAACCAGUUCGUGUUAGAAGAUGCAAUAGUGGAAAUUUAAGAUCAAAUUUAUGUGGUGUACAUGUGAUAUGAUCACGUGCGUUUUACAUAAGUAUUAUACUUACACCUAAUUAGACACUUAGCCUUUUAUAUAGACUGUUUAUUUUGAUUUCAGAACAAUCCUCAGGAGAUUCAUGAAUAUGAAACUAGACUAUUUAUGUUUUACAACAAUUGCCGUGAUAUUACUUUCUUAACUGUGUUUAUCCUAAGUCCUAACCCACCCUGUCGACUUUCCCUGUGCGAGGAAAUCAGAGCGCCCGCGGGAAAAAAUCCACGAAAUUCAAAGAAAUUCAAAAUCUGCUGAAUAGGCUAUAGUAACUGAAGAUUUGAAUUGUAUUGCAAUAUUUAUCUGGUCGAUCAAAGGCUCGCCGAAAUGUUUAUCUACUUGACACUCAGAGAGGCUCACUCAAUCGCCUAGCAGUGGAAAUUUCCCAGAGAAAAAAUUCACGAUAUGUUUGAUAGCCUGAACUGCCUAACUUUAUACAGACUUCAAUCUGUUAAGCAAUCGGAUAUAAACCAGAAAAACUCACAAUUUUAUUCGCUCAACAGUCCAAACCGACUAAUAAUCUUACUUAUUUUAUUUUAGUUAGAAAGUAUUUGCGCAUGAUACUUCUAGGAAUAAUGGAAUACGUUCAACGUAAAACAAGGACGUGUGUUAUUAAAACCAUAGCGUAGCAUCUGUUAUUAAUCGAAGCAUCUGCUUCUUAUCCAAAUUAGUAUGUGCAUUCUGUACACCUUCUACCCUUUGCCGAAUAAAAAAUGAAAUAAAAUUAAAGGUUGUGCAUUUUCGUUGAAUGGUCAGUUUAGAAACGUCCGCGCUAAUGUCUGAGCGAAAAUUGGUUUGACUAAUUUUGGCGGCAUUUUGCUGGCUCGUGUAAGGAAGCGAAAAUCUUUAAAAAUUUUACAUUUUGGCAUAUGUGCUGAAGAUUGUAUCUGUAUGAUGCACUUGAUUAAGAUCAGUGCGUAGCAGUGCUUAACCCGAGGUAGUCUUGGGAUCCGAAUUUUUAAGAAUCAUAAGAAUUCGUAAGAAUUUUUAUGAUCUCAUCAUUUUCUUCAUAUUCGACAAAAAUUUUCGAAAUUUUUGGAAGCUCUUAGAAUUGUAAUGUAAUAUUGCCUCAUGUAUUGCAUAGAAUACGUAAUUGUGAAACUUCCAAAUUUGGGCAUGCUUUUAAAUUUUAAUAUAUACUCCCACCCUUUUUCAGAGACUACAGACUGCUAGACUACUGUCAUAAAACAGCCGUACGGAUGUAUUUGAUUUGAACGCACUGUAUCAAUUAAGUAAUUAUAUAGGUCAUGCUCUAUUACCACAUGAAACCCGACUAAUUCCGAUAUUCUCAAUAUGGGGUAUGUCUGUCCCUAUGGCAUUCAGUCGAUGUUCUACAAAUUUACAAGAGAUUGCGGCUAUUAAACGUCAAUGUAAUUCAUUUCAACAUUUAAAAUUGAUUUUGGAUUCUCACUUUGAAUAAUCGAGAACAUUCUUUAUGCCUGGUUUACACUAUGGGCGUUUCUGUGAUCACAGUAGGAAUUUUGCAUCGGGAAAUUCUAAGUUUUGAAGGAUUUGUAAUUAGUUUGCUCAAAGACAUAUCCUUCAAGACGUCAGUGUUGAUGAUGCCAAAAUUCCAACUGUGAUCACAGAACUUCAGUGUUAUUCGCCUAUGAGCCAUUAGAAUGCCUUUCUAGUUUACAUUUUUCAAUCAAAUUUUGGGGGCAUAGCUACCUUCCAUCUUUAAUGGGUGAUUCCAUCUAUAGACGAAAUUUUGAUCUAGACAAGAAGAACGAAAGCCAUUACCAUGGCUGGAAAGAGCUUCUUAAAAUGAUUAAAAUUGCAAAGUUUGGUUGCGAAUUGUUGUAAAAUAAGGAAAAUAUAGCCCUGUGAAGUUUGCAAAUUUUGUUCUGAUAUAUUUUUUUACGCGCGGGAAAAAUUUUUGAGCCGAAAGUGGUUAUUCUUACAGCGCGUAAUACAAAUAAAAACAAAAUUUACAAACUUCACAGGGCUGUAUUUUCUUCAUCUUACAACAUUUAGCAACCAAUCUUUGCAGUUUUACUCAUUCUAAGAUGCUCUUUCUAGCUGUGGUGUUGGAUAUGAUUUCAUUCUUCUUGCCUUGAUCAAAAUUUAGUCUUUUGCUGAAAUCACCCAUUAGUGACCAUUAGUAGCCUUGCCUCGUUCUCAUUUGCAAGAAUUGUGGUAUAGCUUUCGACCUUUCGUUCAUUUAUUUAUUUAUUUAGAAAAGAUAAAGCUUACAAGCAACUGUACUCAGAGCUGGUCUCGUGGAUCCGAAAAGCAACUGCUAAAGCUGAGGUGACUGGAGCUCUAUCACACGAAGAAGGUAGGUCGGCUUGUUUAUCUAUAUUGGAUGGCUUGAUCAGUUUUCCACUGAUUUCCCUAGAGGGCCAGUAAGGACGACCUCAUUGGCCCAGUUUUACUACAGGGGGUGACCGCAGUACCCAAAUAAAACCUGCAAUGUUUGGUAGAGUCAAAAUGGAAGCUCUCUUCUCUAUGCGACUGAGGUAAAAUUAUAAUCAUAUUGGAACAGCCGUUCAAACUGCACAUUGGAAUAGUCAAACCCAGUUGACAUAUGUGCUAACCAUCAUUUUUGAAAAAAUUACCAAUGGAAAUUGUAUGGACCUUCAUUGGAAGUAGAAUGGAUUUUGAUUAUCCAUAAUAAUUGUAUAUUUCCAUACUACGGAUACAGUAUCGAAAUAGUAUGGAUAUACUAUGGAUUUAGUGGUACAAUUGCAAAUCUCAUAGUAUGGAUUUCGCAUUUUUUCCCCAGUGUAUACCACGAAAUUAUAAAAUAAAUAAUUUUUUUGUCACCCAGGUGCCUUCGAAAUUCACUGUGAAGGAAGAGUGAUAUUUUCCAAAUUAGCAAGACACGGGUUUCCUGUAUUAAACGAAGUAAGUACUUUGCAUGUCUAUUUUGGUUUUAUGCAAUUGUCAUAUAUACAUGCAACUAGAAAUAUCAUCUAUAUCAAUAAAAACUUGUCAAUUGAAAGUACGGACAAAUGUCUGUAGUACAAUCUUGAGAGGUCUGUGCCAGUGUACAGGUCGUGCGAAUGAUAAAAAAAGCUUCGGAUUGAUAGGGAUACAACUAGAACUGUGCGGUUAUGUUCUUCCGGUACUUUUUUUAGCACCGAAAAAUUAUGCGCAAAAGAACCGGUAGUUUCGGUUUUAAUUUCCACGCCCGCCAAACGCCCACCUGAUUGCAAGCUGAAAGGUUUGGAAAAUAACAAGAUUGUGCUCUUUGUGCACAAUAUGCACUGUACUAAGUGCUCUAAUAGUUGAUGUUUUACUUGUGAUAGUUACCGCUGUGCAUUUUCUUUAAUAUUUUUUUUUAAGAAGAAAUAUUUCAUGUUCAUAAAUAAAUUCCGAUUGUUCUUUUAAAAUAUUCAGAGAUUUAUACAAAUUUACAAAGGCAUAAAUUCAUCUAUUUAGUAAAAAUGCUCGAAACAUACAUAAAUGAGUUCAUACAUUUGUACUGUUCUACUUUUUUGGAAAUAACCGAAACCGAACCGAACCGAGGUUUUUCUGUUCCAAAAAACCCGGAACCGGGACCGAGAUAAAAUUUUUGGAACCGCACAGCUCUAGAUACAACUACCUGAAAAAUACAAGGAGAACUUCGACGUUUCGAGCGAAGGCCAUUCGUUGGGAAGUUAGUAAGGCCACAUAAAAAAAAUUACUUGUUUAGCGUCCCCGCCCGACCUGAUAAAAGUCCCCGACCUCCAAUUUUUUAAUUUUUUUUUUUAAAUCCGUCCGAGUUUAGUGCAAAAACUGCCUAUAAAAAAGACCGUUUUACUUGAAAAAAUGGUGAUUUUAUUCUUCUGGGAGCUAUGUAAUACGUUUACACAAAGUUUCCUUCCCAGAAUAUGCCUGUUCGCAGCUAAAGUGUUCGCGCGUGACCGCCAAACGGUAAUUUUCUGUUUAUUAAAAACAUGAACGGUAAUAAAAAACAUGAACGGAUUUUGAAAGAAUUAAAGUGAGUUUUGACUGUGAUAAUAUACUGGAUUUCCUGCAUUUAGCAGAAUUUUGUGUUGCAUUUUACGAAAAAAAAAACAACCCCGCCCGCCCGACCUAGAAAAAUUAAAAUGGGUGGACGCUAAACAAGUAAAUUUUUUUUAUGUGACCUAAAGGUUCUCCUUGUAUUUUUCAAGUAGUUGCAUCCAUAUGUAUCCGAUGAAAACACAGAUCAGUGUUUCACUGUGAAUAUUUCCAACAGGUCGCCCAAGUUGUACGUUGCAUCAGCGAAAGCAAGCCGUGGGAGGAGAUCACGAAAAUCAACCGCGCUAAAUGUCGCUGCGGUCACGAGGAUUGCAUGUGUGGUAUCAGCAUCAUGGUUACCAAGGCGACGUGCCCGUGUGAAUGUGACGGUGAAUGUCCUGGCGCUUGA
Molecule: messenger RNA, 8001 nt
Organism: Paramuricea clavata
Lineage: Eukaryota; Metazoa; Cnidaria; Anthozoa; Malacalcyonacea; Plexauridae
Source: the annotation of a GenBank genome assembly